AUGAUCCGGACAAGAUUGGGGAUCAUUGCGCGAAAUUGGCAUAGAGAGAUUGUGAAAGCUAAAGGCAUCGUGGCGAGGAGGAGAGGAGAACCACCAAUAGAGGAAGCAUUGGCAAUAAGGAGCGCGUUGGAAAUGGCCACAAUUGCAGGGUGGACUACAAUAGAGGUCCAAUCUGAUUGCAAAUUUGUAGUGAGCCUAAUCAACUCAAGCAAUGUACAGGAUUGUAUGAUACAAACGGUCCUGGAAGACAUUGAAGACUUGAAGAAGAACUUUGAAUGCUGUUUGUUUUUGUUUAGUCCAAGGACUGCUAAUAGGUGUAGCCAUGCUUUGGCUCAAUUUGCAGUUAAGUCAGUUAGGAUAAUUGAAUGGGAGGGAACAUUCCCAUCUUGGUUAUCAGAAAUAGCUAGGAAGGAUAUGGGGGAUUUGUUUCUUGGAGCAACAGAUACAACUUCAUCCACAGUGGAAUGGGCAAUGGUAGAAUUACUAAGAAGCCCUGACAAAAAGGAAAAAGCUAGAGCAGAAAUCAGGGAAGUCAUUGGGCAAGGCAGAUCUGUUAAAGAAUCAGACAUCUCAAGACUCCCUUACUUGCAGGCAGUUGUUAAAGAGACUCUACGGUUGCACCCUCCUGCCCCCAUAGUACCUCGCAAAGCUGAUACAGAUAUUGAAGUUGACAGCUACAUCUUGCCAAAAGAUUCUCUAAUAGUGUUCAACCUUUGGGGCAUGGGUAGGGAUUCAAACCUGUGGCUUAAUCCUGAUUCCUUUGUGCCCGAACGAUUCCUGAACUCCGAAAGUGAUGAUAAAGGCCAGCAUUUUAAGCUCACUCCUUUUGGUACGGGAAGGAGAAUUUGUGUUGGAUACGCGCUGGCUCAGCGAAUGCUGCAUCUUAUGCUGGCUUCUCUUCUUCAUAACUUUGAUUGGAAGCUUGAAGAUGGAAUUAAACCAGAAGAUGUGGACAUGAGCGAAAGGCCUGGAUUGACAGUGCAGAAGGCAGUGCCUCUCAUGGCUAUUCCAAUAAGAACAUCAGUUUAA
Molecule: messenger RNA, 1029 nt
Organism: Coffea eugenioides
Lineage: Eukaryota; Viridiplantae; Streptophyta; Magnoliopsida; Gentianales; Rubiaceae
Product: cytochrome P450 76C3-like
Exons: 2
Coding region: 1-1029 (342 amino acids)
Molecular function (GO): iron ion binding; heme binding; RNA-DNA hybrid ribonuclease activity
Source: RefSeq, a predicted model, not a curated record